AUGGCGCUGAGGCACUUCCCGGAGCUGUGGUACGAGUACUCUCGGUGGCACGGCGACAGCGGCGACGGCCCGGACGCGGCUGUGGCGGUCCUGACGCGCGCGGCGGAGGCGCUGCCCGACUGCCUGAUGCUGCACUUUGCGCUGGCGGACGCCCACGAGGCGAUGGGCAAGGGGGAGGAGGCGAAGCAGGUCUAUGAGGCCCUCGUCUCUCAGCUCGAGGCGCAGCCGCCACCGGCAGCCCCCGCGGGCGCCGCCGGCGACCCCCAGCAGCAGCAGCAGCAGCAGCAGCAGCAGCAGCAGCAGCAGCAGCAGCCCAAGCCGGCCGCGCCGGGCGAGCCCGCGGCUCCGCGUGGCGGGCCGGUGGCGGAGCUGCCGCCGGACCAGCGGGCGCUGGCGUGGAUCCAGUACAUGCGCCACCUGCGGCGCAGCGACGUGGCGGGGUCGCGGCGGCUCUUCAUCCGGGCGCGCCGCGCGCCAGACUGCCCCUGGCAGGUCUACGCGGCGGCGGCAGGCAUGGAGUGGCGCUUGUCCCGGGAAAAGGAGGUGGCGCGCAAGAUAUUCGAAAAGGGCCUGGACAGCGGCUGCCUCACGGAGCCGCGGUACGUCCUGCAGUACGUUGGAUUCCUCUGCGACAUCGGCGACGCUAACAACGCGCGCGCCCUGUUCGAACGCGCGUUGACCGAGGAGUCAAACCGCCGCAGCCUGCCGCUCUGGGAGCGCUACCUGUCGUUCGAAUUCGAACUGUCGGACCUGCAGUCCGCGCUGCGACUCGAAAAACGCGCGAGGGAGGCGCUCGGACUGGACGGCGGCGCGGACGGCAAGGGCGGCGGCGGCGGCGGCGGCAGCGGCGGCGAGAAGGGCGCGGGCAGCGGAGCAGGCGCGCGGGGGCUGCAGCUGCAGUUGCUGCUCCUGCGGUACGAGUGCUUGGACGAGGUGCCCUGCGCGCCAG
This is a messenger RNA of Monoraphidium neglectum, 949 nucleotides long. Its product is annotated as mRNA 3'-end-processing protein RNA14. The transcript is spliced from 6 exons. Lineage: Eukaryota; Viridiplantae; Chlorophyta; Chlorophyceae; Sphaeropleales; Selenastraceae. Gene Ontology annotation, molecular function: mRNA binding; protein binding. The record is from RefSeq and is a predicted model, not a curated record. Gene Ontology annotation, biological process: mRNA 3'-end processing. The annotation marks the transcript as partial. Gene Ontology annotation, cellular component: nucleus.